Molecule: messenger RNA, 549 nt
Organism: Uloborus diversus
Lineage: Eukaryota; Metazoa; Arthropoda; Arachnida; Araneae; Uloboridae
Exons: 6
Coding region: 49-549 (166 amino acids)
Source: RefSeq, a predicted model, not a curated record
GUGUAUUUAUUUAGAAUUUUUUAAAGCGAACACGACGAAAGCAGUAACAUGAAUGAAAUGCUUGCCACGUUGUUUCAACCGAAUGUACCGUUAAGAAGUAAAGUAUCAUAUUUAAAUUCUGCAUUGAGUGGUCAUACCUUCCGCGCUGAACCUGACCAUCUGAAAGAAUUGAUCACCAAAAUUGUGGAACUUAUAGUUUCUGAGAAAACACAGUGUGAAGGAUUAGCAUUACUUGAAAAUGCUUUGCAGCAGUGUCCAUUGUUGUAUGCAGAUAACAAAUGGAGUAAUGCUCUGUUAUCAGUUUUGCGGGGUAGAAAUGCACCAGCAUGUAAAGAACUUGCCUGCAAAUGUCUGAUAAUGAUAGUUGAGAAUUAUGCUAGGAAUGCAGCUCACGAACCAGAAGCAAGAAAUACACUUGUACCAGCAAUAAUUAAGGAUGUAAUACCUCAUGUUGAUGAUACCGAUGCAUGGUUGUACCAUGCACUGAGACUUAUUGCUGUCUGCAUGAAGAAUUUUCCGAAUGCUGUUGCUACUCAAAAACUGGAAUAA